CACCUGCGGGUGUCCCGGCGGCUCUGAGCAUCGGUGGCGCCGGGACCCACGCGGGACACCAGGGCAAGAUGCAAGCUGCCCCUCUGGCUGCCCCUGCGGGCGCCCCCUCCAGGAAGAAGCGGUUGGAGUUGUAUGAUGACUUAGACAUCGAUUGUCCCACCCGGAAACGAGCUCGAAGUGAGCCCCAGCCGAGGCCGACGGCCUGCCUGCUGCCCCUGAGCCCACUGCCUGCUCCAGCCCAUGAACCUGCUGUGGCCACUGCCUCCCGGCUUGGGCCCUAUGUCCUCCUAGAGCCCGAGGAGGGUGGGCGGGCCUACCGGGCCCUGCACUGCCCCACAGGCAUCGAGUACACCUGCAAGGUGCACCCGGCCCGGGAGGCCCUGGCAGUGCUGGAGCCCUACGCGCGGCUGCCCCCACACGAGCACGUGGCGCGGCCCACUGAGGUCCUGACCGGCACCCAGCUCCUCUACACCUUUUUUGCUCGGACCCACGGGGACAUGCACAGCCUGGUGCGCAGCCGCCGCCGCGUCCCUGAGCCCGAGGCCGCUGCGCUCUUCCGGCAGAUGGCCACGGCCCUGGCACACUGUCACCAGCACAGGCUAGUCCUGCGCGAUCUCAAGCUCGGUCGCUUUGUCUUCACCGACUGUGAGAGGACGAAGCUGGUGCUGGAGAACCUGGAGGACGCCUAUGUGCUGACUGGGCCGGAUGACUCCCUUUGGGACAAGCAUGCCUGCCCAGCCUACGUGGGGCCUGAGAUCCUCAGCUCGAGAGCGUCCUACUCAGGCAAGGCGGCAGAUGUCUGGAGCCUGGGUGUGGCUCUCUUCACCAUGCUGGCCGGCCAUUAUCCCUUCCAGGACUCAGAGCCUGCCCUGCUCUUUGGCAAGAUCCGCCGUGGGGCCUUUGCCCUGCCUGAAGGCCUCUCAGCCCCGGCCCGCUGCCUUGUCCGCUGCCUUCUUAGACGGGAGCCAGAUGAGCGGCUCACAGCCACAGGCAUCCUGUUGCACCCCUGGCUGCGGGAGGACCCGAUCCCCUCAGCUCCCUCCCGAUUCCACCUCUGGGAGGCUGACCAGGUGGUCCCUGAUGGGCCAGGGCUGACAGAGGCUGAGGAAGAAGAGGAAGAAAGAGAGGUGGGUCUGUAUGGCUAGGGCCACCCUCCCGGACUCGCAGCUGCAAACAGUGGAUUGAGCUUGGG
Messenger RNA from Galeopterus variegatus (Sunda flying lemur), 1192 nucleotides. It is a transcript of the gene TRIB3, whose product is annotated as tribbles pseudokinase 3. Gene Ontology annotation, biological process: protein phosphorylation; positive regulation of proteasomal ubiquitin-dependent protein catabolic process; regulation of MAP kinase activity. The record is from RefSeq and is a predicted model, not a curated record. Gene Ontology annotation, molecular function: ATP binding; mitogen-activated protein kinase kinase binding; protein kinase activity. The transcript has 4 exons. NCBI's taxonomy places the organism in Eukaryota, Metazoa, Chordata, Mammalia, Dermoptera, Cynocephalidae. Gene Ontology annotation, cellular component: nucleus. Bases 69 to 1145 code for a protein of 358 amino acids.